Messenger RNA from Paramecium pentaurelia, 1056 nucleotides. Lineage: Eukaryota; Ciliophora; Oligohymenophorea; Peniculida; Parameciidae. The record is from the annotation of a GenBank genome assembly.
AUGUUAAAUUAAGAGUGUUGUGCUUCUAUUUAAUUAAAUAAUAAGCCAUAUCAAUAUGAACUUAUUUCAAAAGAUGGGAUUCAUUAAUAGCAAUUAUGCUAUGCCAUAGCUAUUAAUGAUAGUAAUACACUCUUAACUUGUUCAGCAUAUAAAAAUAUUAAAAUACUUUAAUUCAAAAAUGGAUAGAUGAAACAACUCUAAUAAAUAUAAAAACAUACAGAUUGGGUCACUACUCUUAAUUUUUUUAAAUAGAGACCAAACUUUGUUUCUGGUUCUUAAGAUGCAUCAAUAAUUAUUUGGUUCUCAAUUCUUAUGAUAAAUCCAAAGUAUAUGAUGAAGUUAAAAGGACAUUCUAGACUCAUAAGUUGCGUUGCAUUAAAUCAUAUCAAUGAAAACCUCUUUAUUAGUGGAUCAGGAGAUGGCAAAUUGUAAUUCUGGUCUUCCUAAGCACCUGCUACUUCUGAAUGGUCUUGUUUUCAAACAAUAAAAGAGCAUACAAAUACUAUUUAUGAGUGCUCAUUUAAUGAGGAUGGUAAUCAAUUAAUUACUUGUGGAUAAGAUUGCAAGAUAUUAAUAAUCGAAAAAUAACAUAAUUAGUAAUAAUGGGAUGUUAAAUAGGUUAUUUAAUUGAAUAGGAGAGGUUAUAGAUUGAAAUUUAUAAAUAAUUAGACCUUUGUAUUUUUACCCUACUCCUCUAAUGAUCUUCGAAUUUAUAAACUUAGUAUGACAGCACCUACAAAGGAAGCGUAUAUAAAUACAUAAAAUAUUCCAAUUCAUGGAGGUGAACAAUCUUGUAUGUGUUACUAUCCAUCUCAAUACAAUAAAUAGAAAAAUAUUUUGAUAAUAAAAAAUGGAUGCAAUGUAAAUUGUUUAAGAUUCUUACAAUCCCCUUAUUCCAUUUAGUUUUUAGAUUGUGAAUAUGAAUAUCAAAUUGUUUGUGAUUAGAAGAGUGAAGGAAAUAUUUUUGGUACAUUAAGUAAUGAUGGAGAAUUUUUAAUAUAUUGGGAUGCAAAUUCAAAGGAAAUUAAGGUAAGAAAAUAUACAGAAAACUUUUGA